Molecule: messenger RNA, 1617 nt
Organism: Melospiza georgiana
Lineage: Eukaryota; Metazoa; Chordata; Aves; Passeriformes; Passerellidae
Gene: LMOD2
Product: leiomodin 2
Exons: 3
Coding region: 1-1617 (538 amino acids)
Biological process (GO): myofibril assembly; pointed-end actin filament capping; muscle contraction
Cellular component (GO): myofibril; striated muscle thin filament
Molecular function (GO): actin binding; tropomyosin binding
Source: RefSeq, a predicted model, not a curated record
AUGUCUACCUUUGGGUACAGAAGAGAGCUCAGUAAAUAUGAAGACAUUGAUGAAGAUGAGCUCCUCGCCUCUCUCACUGAAGAGGAGCUCAAGGAGCUGGAGCGGGAGCUGGAGGACAUAGAGCCCGACCGCAACCUCCCAGUGGGACAGCGGCAGAAGAGCCUGACGGAGAAAACCCCAACAGGGACUUUCAGCAGGGAGGCACUGAUGGCCUACUGGGAGAGGGAGACCAAGAAACUCCUGGAAAAAGAGAGGUUGGGUGCAUGCGAGAAGCAAGAAGAGGACAAUUCGGAAGAACUUCAAGAAGAAUGCUUCACAGAAAGCAAUAGUGAAGUGUCUGAGGAGGCAUAUACUGAAGAGGAUGAUGAAGAAGAAGAUGAAGAGGAAAAUGAAGAUGAGAGUGAUGAUGAGGAUGAGGAAGUGCAAAAUGCUGCAGCUGGCAGGCAUUCUGACCAUGGCAAACACAAAAAGUGUAAUGGUGCAAAGGACAAUGAAAGCUUCCUCAAUGGCCAUGAUGGAAAAGACAGUGAUAAUCGGAGCUCAAAAAGCAAUGCCAUCCACCCUUGUGGAAAUCCAACAGUUAUUGAAGAUGCUUUGGAAAAAGUUAGGAGCAACGACCCUGACACCACAGAGGUCAAUCUGAACAACAUUGAAAACAUCACUUCACAGAUGCUUAUACAAUUUUCUCAAGCCCUGAGGGACAACACAAUGGUAAAGUCAUUCAGCUUGGCUAACACCCAUGCUGAUGACAACGUGGCAAUAGCUAUUGCUGGUAUGUUAAAGGUUAAUCAGCAUAUAACUAGUCUGAAUAUUGAGUCAAAUUUUAUCACAGGCAAAGGCGUGCUGGCCAUCAUGAGAGCUCUGCAGCACAACAAGGUUCUAACAGAACUGCGCUUCCACAAUCAAAGGCACAUCAUGGGCAGCCAGGUGGAAAUGGACAUAGUCAAACUGCUGAAAGAGAACACCACUCUGGUAAAGCUGGGCUACCACUUUGACCUUGCUGGCCCAAGAAUGAGCAUGACAAGUAUCCUGACAAGAAAUAUGGAUAAACAAAGGCAAAAGCGUAUGCAGGAGCAGCGGCAGCAGGAGUCAGGUUGUGACGGAGCUAUCAAUCCAAAGACCAAAGUUCUGCAGAAGGGGACACCUCGGUCCUCACCUUACGUGUCGCCUAAAAGCUCACCAUGGUCUUCCCCAAAGCUCCCUAAGAAAGCACUGCCAGUGAAAUGCCAGCCUUCAGCCCCUGCACCCCCCCCUCCCCUUCCCCCCUCGCCCCCACCUCCCCCUCCUCCUCCCCCUCCUCCCCUCCUGCCAGAGAAGAAGGCGCCUACCAGGAAUAUAGCUGAAGUCAUCAAACAGCAAGAAAGCUCAAAAAAAGCCUUACAUAAUGGACAGAAAAAGAAAAAGGGCAAAAAACCCAGAAAACAUGAGAACAACAUAUUGAAAGAAAUUAAAGAUUCUUUAAAAUCAAUCUCAGACAGAAAAUCAGAGGAAGGCUCGCGACCCUCCACCCGGCCAUCCACCCCACAAAGGUCUCUCCACGACAACCUUAUGGAAGCAAUUCGGGCAAGCAGCAUAAAGCAAUUAAGGCGGGUGGAGGUACCAGAAGCCCUUCGGUGA